This is a messenger RNA of Bolinopsis microptera, 5397 nucleotides long. RefSeq lists its product as uncharacterized. Gene Ontology annotation, cellular component: extrinsic component of membrane; cytoplasm. The record is from RefSeq and is a predicted model, not a curated record. The transcript has 27 exons. Gene Ontology annotation, molecular function: guanyl-nucleotide exchange factor activity. NCBI's taxonomy places the organism in Eukaryota, Metazoa, Ctenophora, Tentaculata, Lobata, Bolinopsidae. Bases 58 to 5085 code for a protein of 1675 amino acids.
GUAGGUUACAUGAUUUAACUCUCGGAAGUGAGGAAGGAUGCUAUAGCAGGACUCUUAAUGAGCAAAGGCCAAUGCAGAAAAGUGUAUGAAAUCCUUGAUGUGUUGCUCUACAGCUUUGCUAUCCUACCAGGGCUUAGAGAUGAACAGAACAGAGCAUUAUUGAUAUUUCCUGUCCCUGAUAAGGACACCCUUCCUUCCUACGACGAGUUAGUCUCCGUCUGCAACUACCUUCUAUCAGUACCAAAGAAAAGUGUACAGAACAGAGGAGCCGUGGUGAUUGUUGAUGCAUCUGAUGAUAACAGGGAACGCCUGUCUGAUAUCUACAAACUGUUGCAACAACUUCAGGCUGAUUCUCCUGGGUCUCUGGCAGUCAUUCACCUGACAACAGCACUGAGAUCUAAAAAGGAUGCUGCAGCUUAUUUCAGAAAGAUAAUCCCCAGCCUUGAUAUUGAGGUGCAUUGUAAUACAGUUGAAGAGUUAUUAAAGAUAAUCCCUGCUUCCUCCCUUCCCUCGGUUAUUGGUGGACAAGUCCCUUACAACAACGACACUUGGGUCAAAUUCAGAUGUAAUGUUGAACCCUUCCUAUCGGAUUGUAAGUCCAUGGGGAAAAGACUCGAGGACUUAGUGCGCCCCCUGAUAGAUGUCGAGAGUGUAAUUAUAGACACGUGCGAUGUGAAUGUAGUAUUAGAGAAGUACAGGGACCUAGCUGCAGCUACAAUGAGAAAUCUCAAGAUACAGUCGCUCUUGGACGAGGGUCACUUGUUGAUAGAGCGGUACAGUGCAGCAGCAGGAGACUACCCAGACAUGAAGGACACGCUAACCAGUAUAUCAGACGCGCUAGCACAACUUGACACUCUCCAGAGUAAGGUAGACGCGCUCGCAGAGAAGGGACAGAGCCGUGCGCAUAGUAUGGCGCUUUACACCAAGUUCAAACGCAAUACUGAUCAGUUGCUACAAGAAGUACACCAGUUAACAAACCAAAUAUCUGAUUUAUCGGAGGAGGGCUUGUAUGACGUCACUACUGUACAAAGUAAACAAACUACUCUUGAUAAAUUACUCCUCUCCGCACAGACGGCAGAGAUAAGUGCAAAGAGAUGUAUAACUGAGGGGCUGAGUGACGUUGAAGACAGUAACAAAAUAAAAGAUGCGGAGAAGGAUGUAAAAGUUCUGAAAAAAGCUUUAGAAACUCUGACGGAAACGAAGAGUAAAAAGAAAGAGAAAUUUGAUGAAAUACUAUCUUUUCACCAACUAGUCGAAGAGUGCAUGUCAUGGUUCUUCUCGGGAUUACAGAAGUUCACAGCUCAACCAGUACAGAGAUGUAAUACGUUGGAUGGGAUCUGUGAUUUGGAAAGGGAACUGGACAGACAUUUGACGAGAUGUCCCAUCGAGGGUUACGAUGUUCUAGAACAAUAUAGCAGGAAGAUUGCUACAAAACCAGUUAUAUCUCGGGUCAAAAUGAUCAAAACUAAGUUCGCUCUAUUCGAGAAGAUCAUAAUUGAAAGACAAGAGUAUUUAAGAAAACUGAAAAACGCCCUGCUGUUGAAAAAGCCAAGCAACAAUGAUCUAGAUGUUGAGAAAAGUACUUUUACCGGACUUACUCGUGGGAAUCCCGACAAAGUGUUACAGUACACACAAGGGACCCAGUUCGACCUUAUCGACGUGUUUGGGUGUAUUCGUAACUCUGGAGUACAAACAGAUCUAGCUUGUGUUUGUAGUUCUGAUAGAUUGAGAAACCUCUCCUCCAGAAUUAGUCUCAUAGAACAGAGACUCAACUUGCAGGACAGAUCAAAAAAUAUCCCAAAUAAUGCAAAUAUAAACGAACAACUGAGACUUAUACUCAGGAGACUAAACAUCAUUGAGAACUGUUUAAAACGAAUCAGAUUCUCCUCGUUAUACGACACGUUUUACGAGCAUCCCAAACUGAGCAGAAAGAACAGUUCGGACUUGUUACUAGACCUCCAAAACACCUCACUUCAAGACAGCGGAUUCGGGAGUCGUCCUCCAACCGAGCAGACGAGGAGACCUGACACCAUCCUCACCCCUCCCACUCUCACCUCUUCCAGUGUAAUAUCACCUGGUUCAACAACACCAUCGAAUGGUGGCAUGUCACCUGUGGUCAUGUCACCUUCCCUUCUGCUCUCUCCUCAAUCUCAACCAGAGUUUGACUCUCCAGAAGGGAGGUCUAGAUUCAGUGGUUUCUCCACCCCCACUUCAAGAAGCAGUUCCAGAGGUCAGAUGGCUAGUCCACUUUCUCCUGGGCUAUUAGCUCAUUCUUCAGAUGAUUUGUUUAAUGAUAGACUCGCUGAGAUUGAGAGGUUGUUGAUAGAUAUUGAGUGUCAGAUUCAGCACGAUCUCAAGGUCGACGGAGAAACUCAGACUGGAGAAUCAGCCUCAGACCCGUUAUCUGACUCGUCCUCCCAAACUGAAACCGAAAGUGAAACUGAAAGUGUAGGAACUCAGCACGAAACAGAAAGCAUCUGUUCAGCGACACAAGUAAAACCAGAUUCCUCGCACGUGAGCACGGAUACAGGUAUUGUUCACGUGACCUCCUCGUCUCAGAGUGACCCCCUGAAUCAGAUAGCUCAACACUCCCAAACUCCUCACCUCUCAGUCAGACAUGUUCCCUCACAGCACGUCUCCACUGCUGUCUCCACUGCAAUGCAGCAUCGUAGUCCUGGUACAGAGAUGGGGGUGCAAAACUGUCCUGUUCACCAAGACUCCGCCACCCAACACACCCUCACUUUCUCUCAGACCAGCUCACAGACCCAUCGUCCUGAGACGACCUCCUCAGAAUCUCAGUUCGACUCAGACUCAUCUGAGUGUUCCGCACAGACCGACAUGAUAGGUCUGUUCCCCGCUUCAGUUCAGACUGAUACACAGCACUUUGCCUCCCAGUUCUCACAAACAGAAACAGGUUCUAGUGAAGUUGGUGUUAGUGUUUCUCCAGAACUCUCUGAUCAGUCAGUAGAAGCAGAUAUCAGACCUAGUGAGGACAAGGAGACUUCAGCUGAUAUCAAGGACAAUAACCACAAGGAAGUUGAGGCUGAUAUCAAGUCGGGGCAUCAUAAGAGUGUGAGUGCAAUUAUACAGAUGAGAACUCAGAGUACUGCUGCUGCUAUCACUAAAAUGUUCAAUAAAUCCAGUAAUACUGUCAACAAACGCUUUAAACAGAUGGAAGUACAAACAGUUCGUUCGGAAGAGGAUAUCAGCGUGGACACGAUGGAGCUAAUUGAAGUAGACUCCAUAGCAACAGAUACUGAAAACCUAAUAUUCCUCCACGAGGAGUGCUCUCAGACUCUGCUCUUUGAAACUAUGUUCCUUAACACUCCUAGUCAGACGGAUGUGACAGAGACUCUGAUGUCGGGCUCCUUGACUCAGUCUAAUAUCAGUCAGGAGACGCAAACAUCUGACGAUCAUCUUAUUGAGACAGACUCAGCACCCAAAGAACACUCAGCGGCCACUAACAAACGGAAACUGAAACGCCCGGUUUACAACCUUGCCUCAAGAUCCGAACCUCACAUGAACUUCAAGGAUGUUUCUUACAUCAAGAACAAAACCCACCAACUCAGGGUUGCUAAGAUUCAGAAGAGUAAGGAAGAAGAGGCUGCUAAGGCUAUAAAACCAGCAAAGCGCGUUUAUCGGAGCAAAGAAGAUAUCAGAAAAAGUAAAGAAGACGUAAGGAAAAGUAAGGAAGAUUUAAGGAAGACGAGGAGUAAAGACGACGUGAGGAGGACAAAGAGCAAGGAUGACGUGAGGAAGAAUAAAGUAGAAGGGACGAUAAGACAAGAAGAAGUUGUUGUAGAAGAUGAGAGAUGUACUUGUGCCGAACAAGAGAAACUUAUCAUGUCCUCCGCAAGCAUUUCCACUAAAUCGAUAGAAGGGGAAGAAAGUGAAAGAGGAAGUGAAAGAGGAAGUGAAAGAGAAAGUGAAAGAGUAAGAGCAACGGACUCCGAGGAAGAAGAGUUAACGGAUCACGAGGACGUGGAACAGGACUGGUCCACAUCUAGCUACAUAUUCCCUACAGAACAACUUCCUACCCCCAUUUCAGAGAGACCUGGUCAAGACAAGUUCGUUGUACAGGACUCCAUACCUAAGAAGCUGCGGUAUGUGAUACAAGAGAUGCUGACGACGGAGGAGAAAUAUGUAGAGGACUUGAAGCACACAGUUGAGGGUUACAUGGACCCACUGAUACAGAACCCGGACCCUGAAAUCAACGUGCUCGCUGAGAGUAUCUUCCAGUACUUCGGACAGAUAUACAGUUUUCACUUCCAGACCUUCAAAGACUCUCUGAUUACAGCAGGAACUUCGCAGUCGCCCCUCAAGGAUAUUGCUACCACUUUUAUCAGGCACGAACAAGAGCUAGAAGUGUAUUUAUCUUUUAUGGUUCACGAGAGACGCGCGCACACGAUAGUAGAGCAACAUCACGAAGGAGUAAUCUCAGAGUUGGAGAGGAAACUGGACGAUAAGCUCGGUUUAACAGCGUUAAUAAUAAAACCUACCCAGAGGAUGGUAAAAUAUAAGCAGUUCCUCGACAUCAUGCUGGCUGGCACUGAGGAUUUUGAAGUGCUAGAAGAAGUAACCGACGCCCAAACUCUAGUGACGAACAUUCUCACCACAAGUAACGAUCUCUGUCAUCUCCAAGCUUUAGAUCUACCUCCUGACGUUUCUCACGAGGCAACUGGAGAGUUACUGAGACAAAGUGAUUUCCACGUGUCAGUUAAUAACAAACAGAAGAGGGUCAGACGAGUAUUCCUCUUCGAGAACCUCAUUGUCUUCUCAAAAGAAGUAACCAGCUCAGAAGACACGGAGCUGAAGUACCGCACUAAACACGUGGUCGGACUGCACGAGAUAGGACUCACCCCUUAUAUCUCAGAGGAACCUAACAAGUGUCACAUCUGGACUCCAGAGAUGACACUGACGAUGUAUUCAGCAAGUCCUGACGAUGCAGAGUCCUGGUCUAAGAGCAUCAGUAAUAUUCUGUGGGGUCAGUUAAAACAGAUAAAAAGAGAUCGGGACAUGUCAAGGAUGAGAAAAACCAGGGGUGCUGUGAGAAGUAGGGGUGCUCUACCAAGAAAUAGAAGGUAGAGGCGUUAUUCCUAGAAGGAAGAGGCGCCCAAAGGGGUGAAGCAAUAACCUUGUGCUCUGAAGACGAGUUUUAAAAAGGACAUUUUUUUGAGUCUUUUCAGAGAUUAUGAUUCUGGAUUCAGAUCUCAUUAGAGAUGGUGCAGCUCCAGACUGGACAGUGCUUGGUUCAAUAAUCUAGCCGGUUUCAGUCCCUGGCCGUCUCUCAGCUCAUGUUAGUUCAGAUCUUAGAUUUCCAGACGUCAGAUUUUUAUUUUUAUAUCACAAAUUUACGAGAGCAGAUAUUUUAUUUUGACGGUUUAACAGAUGUAUAUU